AUGUCAUUUUUAAUUGUUGCAUUUUCACUUGACUUAGCAACAAUUAUCUCUUCAUCAUUAGAUUUAAAUGCAACAUACAAUUCUAUUAAAUUAAUUUUAUUACUUGUUGGUUUAACUGGAAUUUUUUCAGGUAUUUUAAUUUGUGCUGUUAAAAUAGAACGGGAUUAUUCUCAAUUAAUAUGUGUUAUUGGUAUUGUCAUAGCUUGUCAAGUUGCUUUACUUAAUUUAUUUUUAUAUCCUUGUUUUUUCGAGAAGAAAACUAAAGUGGUAGUAACAGAAGCAGUAGCUAAGUAA
Messenger RNA from Schistosoma mattheei, 294 nucleotides. NCBI's taxonomy places the organism in Eukaryota, Metazoa, Platyhelminthes, Trematoda, Strigeidida, Schistosomatidae. The record is from the annotation of a GenBank genome assembly.